AUGAUCCUCGUCGUUGCUGCACUUGUCGCUGGUCUGUUCGGGGCGAGCUGCGAAGCUCAAACCUUCCAGCGCCUGGGCGCGUGUCCAAGCCUUGGCUGCAUCUUCCCACCCGACCAAGCCGACUUCCUUGCUGGACAGUACUUCGACAUCCGUCUCGAGGUGCAUGCUCCACUCAAUGGAUCCCAGGCCAUUGGAAGGCCGGCAGAUGAGAAUUUCAAAUUCACCAUCGCCAAAGUCGACGAGAAUGGUGCCAAGUCCGAGGCCGUGGACGCCGCCGAGUACUUUGGUAGCGAGGAACCGGAGCUUGAGAAGUGGGACUUCUCCUGGUACGAGGACCUCUUCGCCAGGGAUGCCGAAAGGCCCAGUAUCGUCAAUGUUACUGCGAAAGCUUACCGCAAGGUGGCGCUGUACGAGCCCGGGGAGUACAUUGCUACUCUGACGUACAACAACGGCACCCAGACCAAGGCCACUUGGCUCGUCCGCGAAAUGGCCGAGGUGCGCCGCACGAAGAACGUCAUCCUGUUUAUCGGCGACGGAAUGACUACGAACAUGAUUACUGCUGCCCGCUUGAUUGCCCACAAGCAGGUCAACGGCAAGUACCAGACGAAGAUGCAGCUGGACCAGUUUCCCGUCUUGGGCCAUCAGAUGACGCAUUCUAUCGAUACAUACAUAACGGAUUCUGCCAACUCAGCCAGCGCUCUCAAUACCGGCCACAAGAGCUCUUCGGGCGCUUUAGGAGUAUACGCAGACUCCAGCCCGGAUACCUUCGAUGACCCCAAAGUAGAGACUAUUUCUGAGCUCUUCCAAAGAAUCUGGGGAGGUCACAUCGGAAUCGUCACUACUGCGACUGUGGCUGAUGCUACACCUGCUGCCAUUAAUGCGCAUACACGCGAGCGUGGGACGUACGCGCAAAUUGUAGACAUGAUGCUCAACGGCAACACCAACUACACUUGGCCCAAGUGGAACAGUCCCGAUGUCGUCUUUGGCGGCGGAGCAGAGCAAUUUUACAACUCCACGCGCGGCGGUAAGACGUACCUCGACAAAGAUUACUAUCGGGAGUUCUCCAAUGCCGGCUACAACAUUGUGCUGGACCGGGAUGAUCUCGAGGAGACUGACAACACUACCAAAACCCUUGGAAUCUUCACGACCUCCAAUAUGGCCAAGUGGCUUGAUAGGAACGUUUACACUAAGAACUUGAACAAGUCGCUCAGCCCGACUGGCGAUAAGACGGCUGCUCUCAACCAGCCCGGUCUCAAGGAGAUGACGCUGAAAGCAAUUGACAUCCUCGCUGCUCGCUCGAGCGAGGACGAAUCCGGAUUUUUCCUCAUGUCUGAAGCGGCUAGCAUAGAUAAAAUGAUGCAUGCUUUGGACUAUCCUAGGGCGCUGGGCGAGUUGUUGGAGUUGGAUGAUACCGUCAAAGCAACCAUUCAAAAGCUCUCGGCCAUUGACCAACUUAAGGAGACACUAAUCCUGGUAACGGCCGACCACGGCCACGGCUUCGACGUCAUGGGCAGCGUGGACACCAAGUACCUGAGUGUUCAGACGGAUGACCGCAAGAAGCGCGACGCCAUCGGUGUAUAUGAGCAGUCAGGCCUUUCCGAAUACGUUCUGAGUGGAAAUCUCAGUCACGGGGAUGGGGCUUUUCCAAAAAAUUGGACGCCCAGGUAUACGCUCUUCUCUGGCGUCAGCGCCAACCCAGACCGCCGUGAGAACUACCAGGUCGACGAGGACGGCCCGCGAAUCGCCGCUAUCGAGCUGGAAGAGGACUCGGGCGACUACUACGCCAACCCGGAGGAUGGGCCGGGGGGCAUCGAGUUGGACGGAAACUUGCCGGUGGAGAAUGACCAGGGUGUGCACAGCCUGACGGACGUACCGGUCUUCGCUCAGGGACCCUGCCAAGAACUCUUUGGAGGUGUCUACAACAACAUAGACAUUUUCUACAAGAUUUCGGAAUGUCUUGGGUUGAGUAGGACUAGCCCUGAGUAG
This is a messenger RNA of Lasiodiplodia theobromae, 1986 nucleotides long. Its product is annotated as Alkaline phosphatase. Gene Ontology annotation, molecular function: alkaline phosphatase activity. NCBI's taxonomy places the organism in Eukaryota, Fungi, Ascomycota, Dothideomycetes, Botryosphaeriales, Botryosphaeriaceae. The record is from RefSeq and is a predicted model, not a curated record. Gene Ontology annotation, biological process: dephosphorylation. The coding region runs from base 1 to 1986 and encodes 661 amino acids. The transcript is spliced from 7 exons.